Cyphellophora attinorum is the source of this 2487-nucleotide messenger RNA. RefSeq names its product putative RING finger protein. Lineage: Eukaryota; Fungi; Ascomycota; Eurotiomycetes; Chaetothyriales; Cyphellophoraceae. The record is from RefSeq and is a predicted model, not a curated record. The transcript is spliced from 2 exons. Gene Ontology annotation, molecular function: ubiquitin protein ligase activity. Gene Ontology annotation, biological process: protein ubiquitination. The coding region runs from base 1 to 2487 and encodes 828 amino acids.
AUGGGUAAUACCCAGUCUACUUCCACCUCCGGUCCUGGAGCCGAGAGCGACGCACUUGUGGAAAACAACACCACUCAGCGCCGUCUCAAUCGCCUUUCAUAUGCUUCCACGCCUGAGACCACACAUACCAGCACUCCACGAGGCAGAAGACAGCGAUUUAGCCUCUACGGAUCUCUGAGACGCACAUCCCACCACCCACCCGCGAAUCAAUCGAAUCCGAGUUUGCAAGCUCUCAACCAAGACGUCGAGACAGAACAAGAAGACCGACCACUCGUGCCUUCUGAAGGAAGAAUGUCUGGGUCGAUCGAGGAUGGAGGUGCCGGUAUCGUACCGAACCCUCUGCUCAGAAGUGCGUCUUCGGUUUCGAGGCUGGGGUCAAGAUUCUUGCCUGACACUGUUGCUCGAGUACUGUUGAGCAGCGGCGAAGAGACACCGGCAGAAGGUCACGCGCUCCGGAAUGGCAACCUUGAUCCUGGAUGGCGCAGUCCACCAGCAUCGCAAAGUUACGACACGCAACGAUUCUCCAUACUUGACUCUAUCCGAAGAAGAGCAGAACAACGAUCGGAUUCCCGUUCGGAAAACAGAAGACACAUAAUACGUGGCGCUUUUCCGGGCAACGCUGGACAUCAGCAGCUACACAAUGAUCUGGAUGCCGCACAGGACUUAGAAGAUCGUCUGAACAGCGAGCUGCAGACAUUCGAUACGCCCGUGACGAGCAGAACGAGACGGAGACUACAACGAGUCCGCGCUUCACUGUCCAAUCCUCUCAUCAGUCUCUUCCAGUCUUCGACGAGCCGACGCACGAGUCCGGCUUUCGCCGGAGCCUCCCCACGAGUCACGUUUCCUGACGACAACGACCGCCUACUUCCAAUCACAGCUAACGGCUUCACUCAGAUGGAUAUGGGUUCUCAAGCACAUGAGCUGGAUGCGGUCGAAUCAGAAACCCGCACAACGUUUCCUCGGAGUGCUUCUUCCGCUGGCAUCAGUGCCAUACGCAGAUUACCCUCGACUUUCCGAUCGAGGUCGAGGCUGUAUCGUCGACAAGAGAAUCCGCCACUGUCGCAAGUCCUGCAACUAGCCGCACAAGCUAUCGCCACUCAGCUGUCGACUCAUUCUGUUGGCGGCACACCUACAACACGGCCCGUGGUUGGGGACACUUUCGGCGGCAGCAUCGAAGACUUCGUUCAUACUCUUCAAGAGGCUGCAAGUGCGCAGGCAGGUGAGCACCUGGAUGUGAACACACCCGAGGGAGAGCUUCCACCCGUCAAUUUCAUGCGCGUGUUUCAAUUUCCGAACGAUGAGAACGGACAACCAUUGGGCCCUGGCGUGGCCACCAAUCCCGAGGCCGUGACAAACGAGAAUCAGACUCUGACGACAAACCCCGAUCGAUCGGUGACUCUUGUACUCGUCGGCGUCCGAUCGAUGCCACCGACGCAUGAUGCCUUUGCCGGAGCCGCGUUCGGCCCAAGUCUGGACAAUGUUCUCAACCUGCCUAGCUUGACUUCAGAUGGAGGGCUUGGCAACCCCAGUCCCGGUGCCGUACUGCGACGGACCAGUCGCGCAAGAGUACGGCCUCGGCGACAUUCGAUGACCAACUUCGACUUUCCAGCUCAAUACGAGAGUCAACGACAUCAUCGUCCGAGAGUCUCUAGCGUGGGUCAACCCAGCGAGGCCUACUCCAGCAUCACUCCCAUCUCUGAAAGUCCUCCUGGCCCACACCCACCUCCUUCAACUCCAGCAGAUAUCCGAUCUGGACAAGCGACACCGAUCCGACGACCAUCAUCGGCUUCAGCUGCUCAUGCAGCAGCCCUACCAGAUCUAGACGAGGACCGGCCACAAAAUGCCAGCCUUGCUAACUUGCAGCCAGAGUACUCUGCUGCAAGACAGCGAGUCCGAAGUGACUCAGAGUUCGCGCGUCGCCCUGAACUUGGAGCGGGCGCGAUCCGUCGGAAUGGUGUCGUUGAGCCUGAUCACGUGCCCACCGGGACUGGUAGGAGUUGGCUGAUCUACGUGGUCGGAACGAAUGUUUCUCCAGAUCAUCCAGCAUUCACAAUGCCUAGCCUUUUUACCGACAACCCAUCGUAUGAGGAUAUGCAGAUGCUGACAACACUGCUUGGGCCCGUUAAGCCGCCGGUGGCGACACAGGAAGACGUGACGUCGUCUGGUGGUCUUUACAGAGUGACGUCAAGAGAUGGUGGUCUUCUGGCAGAGCCGCUGACGGACGGUCAGCAUGCUCCAAUCGAGCUGCGACAGGGUGAACGAUGUCUGAUCUGCCUUUGCGACUACGAGGCGAACACCGAGGUCCGACAGCUGAACAAGUGCCAGCAUGUCUACCAUCGCGAAUGUAUCGACGAGUGGCUCACAACUGGGCGGAAUAAUUGUCCGAUGUGUCGAGGUCAAGGAGUGGAGGAGAGACCUACCAAUAAUACUGGCAGCCCCGAUGAGAUGGAUGUGAAUUCGGAUGGAGCAGGAAUCAGUGCUUUUUGA